Phalacrocorax carbo (great cormorant) is the source of this 5285-nucleotide messenger RNA. Lineage: Eukaryota; Metazoa; Chordata; Aves; Suliformes; Phalacrocoracidae. The record is from RefSeq and is a predicted model, not a curated record.
GGGAACCCGACCGCCACCCCUGCCGGGUGAGUGCGGUGACUGACAGAUCCCUGCAGCCAGUGGCCGAGGCGCUGUGCGGCGGAGCCCGGCGCCCGUCUCCCCGGUGACCGGGGGAGCUGGUGCCUCAGUAGAGUAGCCGGAGUCCUGGGGGACGGAGAGCUUCAUCAGAUAAAGGAGUGAUACUGUGAAGCAUGACAAAAAACUGGACUAAUUAAAAGUUUCCUAUUUUAGGAAAAAACCUCAAAAUGUAUAGACCAGGGGAAACGGUCAAACGUCGACUCAACAUGCAUGCUCCUCCUCGGAUAAGAAGCGUGGAAGUUGCUAGAGGAAGAGCAGGUUAUGGGUUUACCCUUUCUGGACAAGCGCCUUGUGUUCUUAGUUGUGUUAUGAAAGGAAGCCCUGCAGAUUAUGUUGGACUUAAAGCAGGAGAUCAGAUAUUUGCAGUUAAUGAAAUCAAUGUGAAAAAAGCCUCUCAUGAAGAUGUAGUGAAGCUUAUAGGAAAAUGUUCUGGAGUCCUGCACAUGGUCAUUGCUGAAGGGAUUAGUCAUAUAGAUUCAUGUUCCAGUGAUGAAGAAGUUGGUUUUUAUGAUGGAAAGGGGUGGCUGAAACCCAAACCUGACUCUAAAGCCCUGGGUAUAAACAGAGCAGAGAAAGUUGUUGAAGAAAUGCAGUCUGGUGGCAUUUUCAACAUGAUCUUUGAGAACCCUACUCUUUGUGCUGGUAGCUCAGAUAAUUCUGUACCAAAACAAAGAUCAUUUUCAGAUUCUGCUGCUAUUAAAUUUGAAACUGGAAAUGAAAGUGUAAGCAAUCCAAACCUACUGUCAAAGGAAGAAAUAUCCAAAGUCCUGAACGAUGAUUCAGUUUUUAGAAUUGGACUGGAGAGUGCAGAAGACUUUGCAUUAGAUGCAAGCAUUUUAAAUGUUGCCAUGAUUGUAGGUUACCUAGGUUCAAUUGAACUUCCUUCAACAACCUCAAAUUUGGAAAAUGAGAGUUUGCAGGCUAUUCGUGGAUGCAUGAGGCGCCUGCGGGCAGAACAAAAAAUCCAUUCACUAGUGAUGAUGAAGAUAAUGCAUGACUGUAUUCAGCUCUGCAGUGACAAAUCAGGUGUAGUGGCAGAAUAUCCUGCAGAGAAACUGGCAUUCAGUGCUGUUUGCCCGGAUGAUAGAAGAUUCUUUGGACUUGUUACAAUGCAGACAAACGAUGAUGCAAGCUUGGCUCAGGAAGAUGAAGGAGUUCUCAGGACAUCUUGCCAUGUUUUUAUGGUGGAUCCAGAAUUAUUUCAUCAUAAAAUUCACCAGGGCAUAGCAAGACGUUUUGGGCUGGAAUGUACAGCAGAUCCAGACACAAAUGGCUGUCUAGAGUUUCCAACAUCAUCUCUACCUGUUCUUCAGUUUAUUUCUGUCCUGUAUAGGGAUAUGGGGGAAUUGAUCGAGGGAAUGCGUGCAAGGGCUUUUCUUGAUGGCGAUGCAGAUGCUCAUCAGAAUAAUAGCACAAGCAGUAACAGUGAUAGUGGGAUUGGAAAUUUUAACCAAGAAGAAAAGAAUAAUAGAGUUCUGGUGGUUGAUUUAGGGAGCAAUCCGAGUAAGCACAUUCCUAACAGCAUAUGGGAAAAUCCAGUAGGAAGGGGACAAAAUCAGCCUACUUCCCAUCGGAAUGGCUUCUGUCAUGAACAAGAAGGAAACAUUCCUUUAGAAGUAAUUCAGAAUGAUAAGUCCCAAAAUAUUAGCAAACAUUUAAGUCCUUCUGCUCGUAUUGAAGUUCCACUGGUUUCCUCCCGAAAUUCAGUACCCCCAUCAAAGAAAAACGCUGCAGGCAUAGGCAAUCAGAGGUGGUUGCCGGUGCAUGUUUUACAAGAAUGGCAGCAUGGAAAUGCUAGCGACCAGGAGUCGUACACUGAUUCUACGGAUGGCUGGUCAAGUGUUAACUGUGGGACUCUUCCCCCACCAAUGAAUAAGAUUCCAGCUGACAGAUACAGAGUUGAUGGCAGCUUUGGUCAGCCACAGUUAAAAUCUCAUAAAAAUGAAUGGUCAAAGAAGAUGUUUUGCAUGCAGAACAAAUUUGGCCCUCCACACAGUAUUAGGAAAUCUAAAGAAGAUAAAAAGGGUGCAAAAUUUGGACGUCCAAUGGGAUUAAAUCAGGCUCCUCCCCCGCGUUCUUCUGUUCGAAGAUCAUUCGGAAGAUCUAAGCGAUUUAGUAUUACUCGUUCUCUAGAUGACCUUGAGUCAGCAACUGUUUCUGAUGGAGAGCUGAAUAGUACUGAUUUAAAAGAUUGCAUCAGUGAAAACAGCCUCAGUAGCAAUGCUAGUCUUCCCAGUGUACAGAGCUGCCGACGACUUCGAGAAAGAAGAGUUGCAAGCUGGGCUGUUUCAUUUGAGCGCCUUCUUCAGGAUCCUGUUGGUGUUAAAUAUUUUUCGGAAUUUCUACGGAAAGAAUUUAGUGAAGAAAAUAUUUUAUUUUGGCAGGCCUGUGAAUAUUUUAAUCAUGUACCUGCACAUGAUAAAAAAGAGCUUUCUUUCAGAGCUCGGGAGAUCUUCAGUAAGUUCUUGUGUAGCAAAGCUACAACCCCAGUUAAUAUUGAUAGCCAGGCACAGCUGGCAGAUGAUAUCCUCAAUUCUCCGCAUCCAGAUAUGUUCAAGGAACAGCAACUUCAGAUAUUUAACUUGAUGAAGUUCGAUAGCUAUACUCGCUUUCUCAAAUCCCCCCUUUACCAAGAAUGCAUCUUAGCUGAAGUAGAAGGUCGUCCUCUUCCUGAUCCUCAGCGUGUUCCCAGCAGCCCCACUUCUAAACACAGUAUCAGUUCAGAGAAGUCCAAUAUCUCAACACCAAAAAAGUUAAGUGGCAAAUCAAAGUCAGGAAGGUCUUUAAAUGAAGAGUCAGGAGAGGAGGACACUGAGAAGAAAAAAAGGGGAACUUUUUUCUCAUGGUCAAGAAGUAAGAGUUUGGGAAAAUCACAGAAGAGAAAAGAAAAUGGUGAUUAUCCAAAUGAUUCUAUUCAGUCCAAUGGAUUAUCAUACAGACGGGAAUCACAAGGCUCCAUGUCAUCAACUGCUAGCCUUGACCUGUCUGAAGCAUCAAGAUUACCUGUAUUUGUGCCAGACAAAGAGAAAUCCCCCAAAUACUGCUCUAUAAACCUUCCGGAUGGUUCAUCUAGCAAAAUGGCUGUCAAAUCUGGAUUCUCUAUCAAAGAGGUGCUUUCUGGGCUCUGUGAGAAACAUGGCAUUAACAUAGCUGCAGUGGACCUUUUUUUAGUUGGAGGUGAUAAGCCACUUGUAUUGCACCAAGACAGUAGCAUCCUGGAGUCUCGGGACCUACGUUUAGAAAAACGCACUUUAUUUCGGCUGGAUCUUGUUCCAAUCAAUCGAUCAGUUGGUUUGAAGGCUAAACCCACCAAACCAGUAACAGAGGUCUUAAGGCCUGUGGUUGCAAAAUAUGGUUUAAAUCUUAAUGAACUGGUGGCAAGACUAAAUGGUGAGCAGGAGCCACUUGAUCUUGGUGUCCCUAUAUCUAACCUGGACGGUCAGCGGGUUGUUCUAGAUGAAAAAGAACCAACAAAGGGUAGAGUGUUUACAGAUAAACAAAAAGGUGCAUCAGUAAAACAGAGUGCAACUGUAACUACUUCAAGAAAUCAAGUAUCUACUGGAGAGGGAAGAACUCUAGGAAAGUCUAAUUCUAUCAAAAUGAAAGGCGAAAAUGGAAAAAAUGCUAGGGAAGUCCGGCUGUCAAAGAGAGAAGACUCUAUUGCAAAGAUUGGGAAAAAAAAAUGUCAGAAAAUAAAUUUGGAUGAAGCAGAGGAAUUUUUUGAACUCAUAUCCAAAGCUCAAAGUAACAGAGCAGAUGACCAACGUGGACUGCUAAGGAAAGAAGACCUUAUUCUUCCUGACUUUCUUCGUUUACCACCCGCUGGACCAGAACCAUCCUCAUCUACUCCCACAGGCCCUAAAGGCCUCCACAAGCGAGUUUCAAAAAAUGAUGGCAAGGAUGGAUGUACAUCUCCAAGUGGAAAACAGGAGUCCAUACAAAACUUUAAUGAAAAUUCAGUUAAGAAAAUGGGUUACUCAGAAAACAAACAUAAAUCUGCUUUGACAGCGCUGCACAGUCAGAAGACUUUCAGUGUUCCUUUCAAUACUGCAUUGUCUCCAAUUCCGCAUGCACAGGAAAACAAUGCAACAAUAUGGAAAAGGCAGUCAAGAGAAUUACAGGCUGAAGGCAUACAGAUGGUAGAUGAUGAGAACGUGGCAGACUUGACUCUUGUGGCUGAAGGAGAUAUUAGUAGCCCUAACAGCACUUUGCUACCACCGCCACCACCAACACCACCGUCAGACAUCAGUAAGCUCACAGAAGCCAACUAUCCACCCCCAACUCCUUUUGCAGGUAAUCAGGAAAAAUCUGGAUAUCAAAGAUCCAAUUCAGGUGCAAACCACAGAAAGAAAAAAGACUCACAAGGGACUUCAGGAAACUCUUGUGAGCAAACCUCUCACAAAGUGAAGACCAGCAGAAGCUUUAAUCCUCCUGGUGUGAGAGAGAACCCUGGUACCGAGCUCCCUGUAAACAAGAUAAUCGAUGUGGAUGGUGUCAAACUGGAGGACACCAGCACACGCCCCUGUGACGAUUCUGAAGGGAACCUCAGCUUUGAAGGUUACAUCUCUGAACUGAGAACUUGCCAAGGGAGGAUGAGGACUGGAGUUUAUAGGACAUCAGAACUUCCAUCUCUGAUUACUGUCAAGAGUGAGAAGAAUAAGGGCACUGAGAAUCAGUACAAAGCUACUUUUGUUUAAAUCUCUGUUUUUAAUUAAGAGUUCUGGUAUUUUUGCUUGGCGUCAGCAGCAAUGGAGAUAUGCCUUAGAGACAUGUUUCUACAAGUUGUAAGUUGUUUUCAGUACCUGUUGCCUUCAACGAGCCUGCCAGACUGUCUCUUCUGAUAUAAGUUAUAACUUGUAGAAUGAAAAGAUACUAUUUCAUCGAAAGUAUUGAGCUAUUUGUUUUUGUUCUCUUACCAUUUCUAUAUAAUUUUCCCUGGGACUAUUCCAUUGCACAGUGCAAUUAAAAUUACUAUUUCCACCCUUAUCCUUCUUGUCUUUAAUAAAGACAAACUCACAGUAAAUUCCCCUAUCCAAACUCUUUAUUUAAGACAAUUUUACUUUAAUCUUCUAAUGUUUUUUCCUGGUCUGCAUGAUUCCCUAUGCGUCUGUAGACUUUUGAAGUGGAAGUAAAAUCAGUUACUGGUGUAAAAAAGAUUAGAUUAUUUUAUUAUUAUCUUCCUACCUGUCUCGUAACAUUUGGGAAGG